This is a messenger RNA of Adelges cooleyi (spruce gall adelgid), 1117 nucleotides long. RefSeq names its product pantothenate kinase 1-like. The coding region runs from base 1 to 1080 and encodes 359 amino acids. Gene Ontology annotation, cellular component: cytosol; nucleus. NCBI's taxonomy places the organism in Eukaryota, Metazoa, Arthropoda, Insecta, Hemiptera, Adelgidae. The transcript is spliced from 8 exons. Gene Ontology annotation, molecular function: ATP binding; pantothenate kinase activity. Gene Ontology annotation, biological process: coenzyme A biosynthetic process. The record is from RefSeq and is a predicted model, not a curated record.
AUGCCGUGGUUUGGCAUGGAUAUAGGAGGAACACUUUCGAAAUUAGUAUUUUUCGAGCCAAAAGACAACGUUGUGGAAAAUACUGAAGACGAAGCUCAACUUUUAUCGAACGUCACGAAAUACUUGACAACAUAUUCAGCUUACGGAAAAUCCGGUCACAGAGACACGCAUUUACAGUUGGACAAUGUAAAAGUAUGUGACAGGAUAGGAACGUUACAUUUCAUCAGAUUCCCCACUUGCGAAAUGAGCAAUUUCCUUGAACUAGCCAAAAGGAAAGGCAUGGCGGCCAGUUCGUCUACGGUUUGCGCGACUGGCGGCGGAGCGUACAAGUUUGAGGAACAUUUCAAAAAGGUGUUGAAUUUGAAAUUGUGCAAAUGUGAUGAAUUGGACAGCUUGAUCCAAGGAAUGUUGUUCACCGUAGCGUCGAACAAUAACGAAUGCUACUUUUGGUCUCAAUGCACCGAAGACGAACAAUGUUCGACACAAAAGUACACAUUUCCGUACAAAAAAUACCCUUUCAUUGUCGUAAACAUAGGGUCCGGCGUCAGCGUGCUCGCAGUAUACGGGCCAAACGAUUUCAAAAGAAUAACGGGCACCAGUAUAGGAGGCGGUACGUUUUUGGGCUUGUGCAGUUUGCUGACCGGAUGCAAUACUUUUGAUGAGGCGAUCGAUCUAGCCGCCAACGGAGACAACACAAAAGUCGACAAACUAGUGCGAGACAUUUAUGGCGGAAGUUACAGUCGAUUCGGACUGUCCGGAGAAGUGGUCGCAAGCAGUUUUGGUCAUAUGAACUCCAAAGAGAAACAGGCAGCGGUUUCUCGAGAAGAUUUAGCUAGAGCCACACUGGUUACCAUUACCUACAAUAUAGCGUCCAUUGCGAGGAUGUGUGCUUUGAACGAAAGAAUUGACAGGGUUUGUUUUGUCGGUAACUUUUUGCGAGUCAACCCAAUAUCCAUGAAGUUGUUGUCGCACGCUAUGGAUUAUUGGUCGAACGGUUCAGGGAAAGCUAUAUUCUUAAAUCACGAGGGUUAUUUCGGUGCAGUUGGUUGUUUACUGUCUUUUGUCGAAAGGUACAAAUAAAGUUAUCGUUGGAGUGUUCAACACAUUCCACUAAGGC